CCCCCCAACGCAAUAUAUCACCCCACCACACCGGUGUUGGUGUUGUUUGUUGUUAUCAGCUGUUCUCUGUUUGUUUAUUUAUAAUCUUCUUGUUGUUAUCGAAUCCGGCGCCGCGGCUCGCACACGUCAUUCGCGCCUGCGUGUGAGGAGACCCUGCCCGGCUCGGCCGGCACAUGUGCACAGCUGUCGCAGCUGUCACGGACACUACCUGAGCCCAACGGACGGGGCUACUGUCUCCUAACCAAACUGUCACUAUGGUCUACGUGACGUUUCUCCACCCUGACCUGGGCAUAGGCGGCGCGGAGCGGCUCGUGGUCGACGCUGCUCUGGCCCUCCAAAGCCGCGGGCACUCCGUCCACUUCGUGACUAACCACCACGACAAGAAUCACUGUUUUGAGGAGACGAAGAAUGGCACCUUCCCGGUCACAGUGGUCGGUGACUGGCUCCCCAGGAGCAUCUUUGGCUACGCCUACGCACUCUGCGCCUACAUUCGGAUGAUUUACGCUGCCUUGUAUGUAGUGCUCUCUAACAACAUUCCAUCAGACGUUUUAUUCUGUGAUCAGAUCUCGUAUGCUGUGCCAGUGCUGCACUUGAGGUACUCUAGAGUAUUGUUUUACUGUCACUUCCCUGACCAGCUGCUCAGUAAGCCUGGAGGAACACUGAAGAUGCUAUAUCGUGCUCCACUCAAUUGGCUAGAAGAAAAAACUACUGGGCAAGCAGACAAAAUAGUAGUCAACAGCAAGUUUACAAGAACCGUUUUCAAGUCUACAUUUACCAACAUCCAAAAAACACCGGACGUGUUGUAUCCCUCUAUAAAUACUGAUCUUAUUGACUGUUUGAAUCCAGAGCCCUUAUCGAGUGUGCUUCCUGUUGACAUUCCUGACGAUGCUUUUGUGUUUUUAUCAAUUAAUCGUUAUGAAAAGAAAAAAGAUCUAGGACUAGCCUUAGCAGCUUUAGGCCAAUUAAAAAAUUUACUUGCUCCAGCAGUUUUUAGUAAGGUUCGUGUCAUCAUGGCAGGUGGCUAUGACAGGCGAGUCACUGAAAACAUUGAUUGCUACGCUGACCUGGUUGUCCAAGCUGACCAGCUUCAAAUAUCGUCUCAGGUCAUCUUUCUGAAAUCACCUCCUGACACUCAGAAAAUUGCAUUGCUUGCAGGAUGCCACUGUGUGUUGUAUACUCCAACAAAUGAGCAUUUUGGUAUUGUCCCAUUAGAGGCAAUGUACACUUGCAAACCAGUAAUAGCCACAAACAGUGGUGGACCAACUGAAACCAUUGUUGAUAAAAAGACUGGGUACUUAAAAAAUCCUGACCCCAAAGCUUUUGCAGAAGCAAUGGCUGACUGUGUACAGAAUCGUGACAAUUGUGCUAAACUAGGACUGGAAGGGCGCAAUCGAUUCAGAGAUCAUUUCUCUUUCAAAGCAUUUACUAAUCAGCUUGAUACCUAUAUAAAUGAUCUAGUAAAUGAUAAGAAAUUGGACUGAACAAUACUACUCUGUAACAUUGCUGUAAUUUAAGGCAACUGUCUUGAAAAAUAAUAAUAAAAUAUUUUUAUUUUGUCCUUGUCAA
Messenger RNA from Frankliniella occidentalis (western flower thrips), 1566 nucleotides. RefSeq names its product alpha-1,3/1,6-mannosyltransferase ALG2 (gene Alg2). The transcript has a single exon. The record is from RefSeq and is a predicted model, not a curated record. NCBI's taxonomy places the organism in Eukaryota, Metazoa, Arthropoda, Insecta, Thysanoptera, Thripidae. The coding region runs from base 255 to 1481 and encodes 408 amino acids. Gene Ontology annotation, molecular function: alpha-1,3-mannosyltransferase activity; GDP-Man:Man(1)GlcNAc(2)-PP-Dol alpha-1,3-mannosyltransferase activity.